AUGGGAAACAAGAUCAUGGAGAGAGAAAAAAGAUUCUUUUAUUUCUGUGUUAUUUCAGCUUCAGUUAUUGGUAGCUACAUUGAAACAACGAUCUCCUGCUCGCCCUCAAACACUUCUCUAACAAACCUCACUUGGAGAUUCAACCAGAGUCAGACCAUCCUGACAAAGACUGGGUCUGACGGGAACCACACUGUCUCAGAGAGGUGGAAGCAGCAUGUAAAGGAUGUAUCAGAGUCAGGCAGCCUCACACUGCAGGACUUAUCUUCAGAUCAGGAGGGAACGUACACGUGUGAGCUCAGUGAUGCUGAGGAGACCAUAAUAACUCACAUCUUUGUGAGGAUAAAUGAGGGGAAUUCAUCGAGUACUAAGAGGAUCAUAGGAUGGGUGUUGGCAGUGGUUCUGGUUGGAGCAGGAGGAGCUGGUUUGGUGCUGUACUGUAUAAAGAAAAGAGGUCAACGAGAAAACAGUAGAAGAUCAACCUUUGAUGAAAACAUCUUGAAGUUAACUGCAGACGGACUGGAAGUUCAUCACCAUCCAUCAUAUGAAAACAUCAAAGUGGACAUCAAUAUAAGACAGGAAACAGCUGAUUGUUUGUCUGACAAAAGAAGGAGCUGAAAGAAGAAACAGAAGCACAGCACCAACGACUGCACCUGUGAUUCAACACAUGACGAGUGUCCUCCACCUGUGAAACCAUCUC
Archocentrus centrarchus (flier cichlid) is the source of this 697-nucleotide messenger RNA. RefSeq lists its product as uncharacterized. Lineage: Eukaryota; Metazoa; Chordata; Actinopteri; Cichliformes; Cichlidae. The coding region runs from base 1 to 615 and encodes 204 amino acids. The record is from RefSeq and is a predicted model, not a curated record. The transcript is spliced from 5 exons.